CUGAUUCGUCCCGUUAAUUUUAACUUUUUCUCGUCAAUAUGGCUAAAUUCGUGAGUACUUAUGAGAAACCUUUGCCUCACAUCAGUCUGCCCGAUUGGUAUGCUACGCAAUGGGAGCUUCGACAAUCCUCAGACGCUCAGAGAUCCGAAGCUCAUAGACUACGCGACUUCAGCAAAUCUGUGCGUCUUGAGACGGACGUAAGGACCAAGUGGGACAUUAAUAUAAAUAAUGAUCGACUGGCGGAUAGAGUCACAGAAUUGUCAAAAUGGAAAAACGAUCUUGAGGACUUGACGCAACAGUUACUAUUCGAGAUACAUUCACUGAGCGACGAGAAGACUAACGCAGAAAGAGAAAUAGAGAACAUGAGCAAUCUUCUUCAAGUAGUCAGCGAAUGUAUCUCGACGAGGGACCGUCGUAGGAGAACCGAACUUACGUACGACGAGACCGAUAUUCAGCUAAAAAAGGAACUUUGCAUGGUCGCAAAUAUUAAAGACGCCUUGACCAAAAGAGUACAAACCGCGUGGGAGAAGCUGAACAGUUUAGAAAGCGUCAAGUUUGACCUGAGUGUGGACACACAGGACAAGAAUGAGACAAUCAAAAUAGACAAAGAAAAUCUCGAGUUGGAUCGCACUUGUGCGAACAUAAGUUACAAACCGAUUGGCGAGAAAACGCACUCGAUCACUUACACGACUUGGUUGGACCGAUGUCGUGGUAUUAAAGCAUUAGCCGAUGAUAAGUUGAGCGACUCUUACAGUUUCCGUGAGACUACGCGCGUAAUGCGAGAACACUCGUGGAAUGACAUUAGAGCUCAACAAGAUGCGACAGAUUAUACUUUGAGAAAGAGGAUCUAUCAGACGCAAAAGGCCAGAAAUGAAUUGGACUGGCAGAAGCUCAAAGUGCAGAAGGAAAUGGAGGUGUUGAAGAAGGAAAUAACUCGGCUGGAAGGGGCGUUGACGAGCAAAAUAGACGUGGUGAAGUGUGCACAGACGCGUUUAGAAAAUCGCGCUUAUCGACCCGGAUACGAGCUCUGUAAGGAUGAUGUUGAAACUGGUUUGUGGAGUGAGGUUCUGCAAUUGAAACAGACCAAGGAAAACUUGAAUGGAGCUAUCGAGAGUGCAAAAACGAGCUACAACAGCCUGGAAUCUUUGCUUACGCGUAUCGAUCAUGAUCUGGACGACAAACAGCACUCCAUGAACAUCGACAUCAUGUGCUUGGACUCGAGGUCAAUACUGAAGACAGGCGACAGGGCGCGUUUGUCUAACGAAACCGACCGUAACAUCGUGUUAACGCGCAUGGAAAAAGAGCUGCCACUGGAAUCUUAAGUCCAGCGCGCGACAAUCCAAAUGAUUUUAAGAAGUUCAAUUAUGAAUUUGAUGUCGUUAACACGUUCAAUAGCCUGCUGAUAUAUUACAUAUGCCCUCUUCAAUGGCAAUGGCAUCUCGUUAUCGUCCACUGUGGAUGCUGAAUUAUCCUCCUGGUUCUCAGCAUUUUC
Odontomachus brunneus is the source of this 1492-nucleotide messenger RNA. RefSeq names its product tektin-B1. Gene Ontology annotation, biological process: cilium assembly; cilium movement involved in cell motility. The record is from RefSeq and is a predicted model, not a curated record. Gene Ontology annotation, cellular component: microtubule cytoskeleton; nucleus. Bases 39 to 1322 code for a protein of 427 amino acids. Lineage: Eukaryota; Metazoa; Arthropoda; Insecta; Hymenoptera; Formicidae. The transcript is spliced from 7 exons.